AUGAGCGAUCGCGAUUGUCGCAUCUAUGUGGGCAACUUGCCGGAUGAUUGCCGUGAGAGGGAUGUCGAGGAUAUUUUCGACAAAUAUGGCCGCAUUCGUUCGAUUGACAUCAAGGCCAAGGGACGGGCACCAGCUUUUGCUUUCGUCGACUUUGAGGAUCCAGCAGACGCUGAAGACGCGGUCAGAGGAAGGGAUGGAUACUCGUUUGAUGGAAUGAGACUUCGUGUCGAGUUCCCACGUGGUGUCGGCCCUCGUGGACCGGGUGGACGCCCAAUCCACGAUCGCGAUGGAGGACGAUCACGUGGAGGAGACGAUCGCUACAGCAGCCGCUCACGCAACCCACCACCACGCCGCUCAAGCUACCGUGUCAAGAUCACUGGAUUGCCAUCAACUGGCUCAUGGCAAGAUGUCAAGGAUCAUCUUCGCGAUGCCGGUGAAGUCUGCUAUGCAAAUGUGCACGGUGAUGGGACUGGAGUUGCUGAGUUCACUCAUCGCGAUGACAUGAAGAGAGCGAUUCGAAAGCUCGACGAUACGAAAUUCCGAUCGCAUGAGGGAGAAACGGCCUAUGUGCGUAUCGCCGAAUCAUCGGACACCGACUCUCCGCCCCGUGGUGGUGGUGGUGGUGGUGGUGGACGUCGUUCUCGCUCUCGUUCACCCAAAUAUUCGCCUCGUCGCACUCGCUCUCGUUCUCCUCCAUCUCGUCGCGGUGGAGGUAGUCGCAGUCGAUCGGCCAGUCGUUCAAAGAGUCGCUCUCGUUCCCGUUCCCGCUCG
Molecule: messenger RNA, 771 nt
Organism: Mesorhabditis belari
Lineage: Eukaryota; Metazoa; Nematoda; Chromadorea; Rhabditida; Rhabditidae
Source: the annotation of a GenBank genome assembly